This is a messenger RNA of Rhinichthys klamathensis goyatoka, 2325 nucleotides long. RefSeq names its product RUNX family transcription factor 2b (gene runx2b). Gene Ontology annotation, cellular component: nucleus. The record is from RefSeq and is a predicted model, not a curated record. Gene Ontology annotation, molecular function: DNA-binding transcription factor activity, RNA polymerase II-specific; ATP binding; RNA polymerase II cis-regulatory region sequence-specific DNA binding. Lineage: Eukaryota; Metazoa; Chordata; Actinopteri; Cypriniformes; Leuciscidae. Gene Ontology annotation, biological process: regulation of cell differentiation; hemopoiesis; neuron differentiation. The transcript has 9 exons. The coding region runs from base 534 to 2006 and encodes 490 amino acids.
AGCAGCUAACCUCACAUCACCUCAGGGUCAGCAGAGACAGCUAAGAAGGAUGGAGAGGUAGAAAGAGAGCAGGAGUGAAAGAAGUACGCACACAUGUGCGGGGAGAAGGCUGAGCGUUCACGAAGCCUCAUGACUCAUGAGUAGCAGUAUCACACCCACCCCUUCCCUCUCCGGAGAACCACGCGUCUUCAGAAGGAAAACAGAGGAAGGGAGCAAAGAAAGUUGGCCCGCACGACUCCGGUGAUGUCACGAGCAUGUGACCCUGCUUCUCCAGUGACAGUGUUCUGAGGGAAAGAAAAAAGAUUUUUUAAAGGCUCGUGCCUCUUUGGGUUUGUGUGAAGGCUCCGCUCACAUCCCGAGCAACCACAGAACCGCAGAAAAGUUCGGCUCUGGAUUUUUGCAUGGGGCUGCCGGCGGCGCGUAAAUGGUUAAUUGUCACCGGUCAACUUCAGGUUUGAGGACCGCACCAACCAAGGCGUCAAGGGUCACCAAAAACCACAGAGAAGCGAAAUUUGGGACCGACGGUGGCGACCAUGGCAUCCAACAGCCUCUUUAGUUCUAUGACCCCAUGUCAGCAGAACUUCUUCUGGGAUCCCAGCGUCGGACGGAGGUUCAGUCCGCCGGUGUCGGUGAAGAUGAACGAUGUGAACCCGAGCGCAGGACAGCAGCAGCAGCAGCACCAGGACAGCGCGGUGGUGCCGAGACUCCGCGCGCAAGAGAACCGCUCCAUGGCCGAGAUCAUCGCCGACCACCCCGCUGAACUGGUCCGGACCGACAGUCCAAACUUUCUCUGCUCGGUCUUGCCUUCUCAUUGGAGGUGUAAUAAAACCCUACCGGUUGCGUUCAAGGUGGUGGCCCUGGGAGAGGUGGCUGAUGGGACGGUGGUCACAGUGAUGGCUGGGAAUGAUGAGAAUUAUUCAGCUGAGCUCAGGAAUGCCUCAGGAGUUAUGAAAAACCAGGUGGCCCGCUUCAACGACCUCCGCUUUGUGGGCCGAAGCGGAAGAGGGAAGAGCUUCACCCUGACGAUUACAGUAUUCACAAACCCACCGCAAGUGGCCACUUACCACAGAGCCAUUAAGGUCACGGUGGACGGACCGCGGGAGCCCAGGAGGCGCUAUCAGAGUUCCCCUGAAACCCUCCACCUCCCCCAGCUCCACCUGCCUAGAUCUGCUAUGGAUUUAUGGCACAGGCCGAAGCUGGAUGACUCUCCGAAGGCCGGACUGUUCUCCGACCGUCUCAGUGAACUCGAGCGUAUCCGGCAGACCACCAUGAGGGUUACCGUGCCAACACAAACACCACGGCCCUCGCUUAGUAGCCCCAACUCCUUCACACCUCAGGGCCAGACGCAGAUCACAGAUCCACGCCAGGCUCAAUCUUCCCCACCUUGGUCAUACGACCAGACGUACCCGUCGUACCUGAGUCCCAUGGCCUCCCCGUCUGUGCACUCCACCACUCCGCUGUCGUCCAGCCGGGCCACAGGGCUGCCCUCCAUCAGCGAUGUGCCCAGACGCCUUCCAGGUUCGACAGAUUUGAGUCCUUUUCCUGGCCAGUUUGAACGUCAGUUUCCCGGUUUCUCCUCGCUCACCGAGAGCCGGUUCUCCAGUCCCAGAAUGCACUACCCGACGACCUUCACGUACACGCCCACCCCGGUCACCACGGGAAUGUCUCUCGGUAGCGCUCAUUACCACACUUACCUUCCGCCACCGUACCCCGGCUCCACGCAGAGCCAAAGCGGACCCUUCCAGAGCAGCAGCACUCCUUAUCUCUACUACGGGGCCUCCUCUGGCUCCUACCAGUUCUCCAUGGUUCCAGGAGGAGACCGAUCGCCCACUCGCAUGAUGCCGCCUUGUACUAGCGCAUCCACGGGAACCAGCCUGGUCAAUCCCAACCUCCCGGUCCAGGCUGAUGGAGGCGGGGGGGUGGAGGGAGACGGUAGUCAUAGCAACUCCCCCACUCUGCUUAAUCCUGCUGGUAGAAUGGACGAAGGCGUGUGGCGGCCAUAUUGACCGGACAAUGACGUGAGCGUUGAACCUCCAAACGAACGGCACGGUUUUAAAGCACAAACCUUACUAGGAUCUCGCUGAGCUACUUUCCCUGGCUGACACGAGUAUUUAUGAGCCUGUUGAAAGGGAAGUAUUUUUUUACACUACAUUGAACUUUGUUGUUGUAAUGCAUUGUUCUGGACUUUUUGACCUCUGGGAAUCAUUGUCAUAGGCAGGAGAAUUUCGAAUUGAAGGAAUAGAGAUGGGUCGAGUAUUUCAUUAGCAUCAUGUUAUUAUUUACUUGUCUUGGCAUGGUUUUAAUAUAUCAUUUUAAAGCACUGAA